Marmota monax (woodchuck) is the source of this 2343-nucleotide messenger RNA. RefSeq names its product protein phosphatase 1 regulatory subunit 8 (gene Ppp1r8). The record is from RefSeq and is a predicted model, not a curated record. Gene Ontology annotation, cellular component: nuclear speck. The coding region runs from base 322 to 1284 and encodes 320 amino acids. The transcript has 8 exons. NCBI's taxonomy places the organism in Eukaryota, Metazoa, Chordata, Mammalia, Rodentia, Sciuridae. Gene Ontology annotation, molecular function: mRNA binding; protein serine/threonine phosphatase inhibitor activity; protein binding.
AGAUGGCGGCAGCCGCGAACUCCGGCUCCAGCCUCCCGCUGUUCGACUGUCCGACCUGGGCAGGUAAACCCCCACCUGGUUUACAUCUGGAUGUAGUCAAAGGAGACAAACUAAUUGAGCAAUGCUACUUUCGUUCAUCCUGAAAUUUUUUUCUAUUAAAAGCUUAUGACGAUAUUACACAUUCAAAGCUCAUAUCUCCCACAGACACUCAGUUUUUUGUGACUUCUCUCACCUUCCAAAUGAAGAGUUUUAAUAGGUCAUGGGCCUGUAGGCCCCAAUCAAACUGGAAGCCUUCUUGGUGAAUUCCUUCUCUCUGAGUACAUGGAAUUGUGUGGAAGGCACAAGAAACUCAUUAUUGAUGAGAAGAAGUAUUACUUAUUUGGGAGAAACCCUGAUUUGUGUGACUUUACCAUUGACCAUCAAUCUUGCUCUCGGGUCCAUGCUGCAUUGGUCUACCACAAGCAUCUGAAGAGAGUUUUCCUGAUAGAUCUCAACAGUACACAUGGCACUUUCUUAGGUCACAUUCGGUUGGAACCUCACAAGCCACAACAAAUUCCCAUCGAUUCCACAGUCUCAUUUGGCGCUUCCACAAGGGCAUACACUCUGCGCGAGAAGCCUCAGACGUUGCCAUCAGCUGUCAAAGGAGAUGAAAAGAUGAGUGGAGAGGAUGAUGAACUCAAGGGCCUGUUGGGGCUUCCAGAGGAAGAAACUGAGCUUGAUAAUCUGACAGAGUUCAACACUGCCCACAACAAACGGAUUUCUACCCUCACCAUUGAGGAAGGAAAUCUGGACAUUCAGAGACCAAAGAGGAAGAGGAAGAACUCACGGGUGACUUUCAGCGAAGAUGAUGAGAUCAUCAACCCAGAGGAUGUGGAUCCCUCAGUUGGUCGCUUCCGGAACAUGGUGCAAACUGCAGUAGUCCCAGUAAAGAAGAAGCGGGUGGAGGGCCCUGGCUCCCUGGGCCUGGAGGAAUCAGGGAGCAGGCGCAUGCAGAACUUUGCCUUCAGUGGAGGACUCUACGGGGGCCUGCCCCCCACACACAGUGAAGCAGGCUCCCAGCCGCAUGGCAUUCAUGGGACAGCACUCAUCGGUGGCUUGCCCAUGCCAUACCCGAACCUCGCCCCUGAUGUGGACUUGACUCCCGUCGUACCAUCAGCAGUGAACAUGAACCCCACACCAAAUCCUGCAGUCUAUAACCCUGAAGCUGUUAAUGAACCCAAGAAGAAGAAAUAUGCAAAAGAGGCUUGGCCGGGCAAGAAGCCCACACCUUCCUUACUGAUUUGAUAUUUUUGGUCAUGGAGAAGGGUGGGAUUGGGUGGGAAUGGGGUGGAAGGGUGAUGGGGCACUAAUGAACUAGGGAGAAAAACGUUCCAUGUGUGCAGUAUCGUCUUUCAGAAUGUCUCCUGGGGUCCUAACCAUGUAAUAUUAAGACUGGGGGUGGGGCUCAAAUAUACCAUAAAGACCUGUAUUCAGAACACUUUCUAUGUAGAGAAAGGUUUCAUAGGUCCUUUAAGUAGACUGCCCUGGCUCUUUCCCAGGCCUUUUAUUGCCUCUUUCUUCCUUCUCCUUUCUAGGAUCAUUUUUAUGUGAUGUCACAUAACCUAGGUUGAAUCCAGAGCUGUGGAGGUAGCAGUAGCCUCACCAGUCUCCGGGUCCCCACAGCCUCAUUUACUGUCUUUGCAAGUCCCAGGUAGCAAAAGGGUUGCCAUGGAUCCCAGGAUGAUCAAAAAGGUUUAGUAUUCUUCGGUUAAGCUAAAGUUUAAACUCAGAAGUGUUUUCUUGGGUCUUUGGUUUUGAGGUCCAAUGGUUAGGCUUUUCUCUUCGAUCCUUUCUGUUGGAAUGAGACUCCCCUUUGUCUGUGACCAGUGCCAGAGGCACAGGUUUAUAGUUUUAACUUACAGUAUUGUGUGAACUUUUCUUGUCAAACCUGAGCACUCCAGUUGCCUAUGUUUCUCAUUUAUUUUCAGAGUACUGUCCUCUACUCUCCAAGGCAUUACUUUUCUUUUUGAGUGUGUUAUGAGGCAAUUUUUAAAGGAUAUGAUUAGUUAGGGCAACUAAGAUUAAAAAUGAAAAGAUUUACUUUGCAAGUAACUGAAGUCUAUUAAGAGGACGUUUUUAGCUGUUGGUUUGGAGGCCUUCCCCCCCCCCCCCCCCCCGUUUGAGAGCUCUGGUUGCUCAGAGCAAGACUAGACCUGGCUAACAAACAGGAGACAAAGGUAGGAAACAUUGAUAUGAGCUUUGUACAGAGAUUUGUACAUUUGUGUAAUAGGCCUUUUCACGCUUUAUGUGUAGCUUUUUACCUGUAACCUUUAUUACAUUGUAAAUUAAAUGUAACUUUUGUCA